AUGGCGGUGAUAUUGAGGAGUAACACCGAUCUGGUGUAUUUGCCUGAUCAUGGGUUCGUAGGAGAGGAGGGAGCCCUCCGUAUACUACCUCAGAUAACCCGACAUAUCCACCGUCUCGACAUCUCUCACAACCUCCUCGGCUCCUCCGGUACACUCACACUGUUCAAGGGUCUCUCCACCUUGUGCUUACGCCAUUCUUCCGCUGAAUUAGGCCUGGGCAUGUGGGGUUUGAAAGAGGUUAAUCUGGGUAACAACAAUUUAGAUGAUAUUGCUUUUGAUGGCGUACUAGCAUAUGCAAAGAAGGACGUAUGGUUGAAGAGAGUCUUGGUCCAUGGGAAUGAUAUAACGCUGGAUGAGAAGAAUGUGAAUAGCAUUGUGAAUUCUCUGAACGGUAGUCAUAUAACUUCGUUAUCACUCGUCAAUAAUACUUCAAUAUCGCCUAAAGGUUUAGUGAGGCUUAUGGGAUUGUUAGAUGCGACCGAACUGAAACAACUUUUAUUAUCUGCUUGUAAUCUAUCCUCUGAAGAUGGACUGAUCGAAGCCAUAGUGAAUUACUUGGCAUCAAGUAGAUCAAGAAAUUUGGAAAGUUUAGAAUUGAAUGGGAAUCAUCUUGGUGGAAUUGGAGUGACGAAAAUUGUUGAUUGUAUUGAAUCGAGUAAUUGGACGAUAACGACUUUGGGAUUAUUGGCGAAUCAUAGUUUAUCGGAUCAACUGGUUCCAUUCGAUGAUGUCGAUCCUGAUCAUGAUCAUGAUCCGAUUGGCGAUCGUGAUCACAAUCAUCCUGGAUUCGGUCCGGACAGUGAUUACAGACUUCUUAGAGCUGAGGAGAGUAGGACGAUGGAUCAUCAAAUUCAUCGAAGAUUACCUGAAAUCCUGGAUAGGAAUAGGAUAUUAAGCAAACGAAUACGUCUGGCGGCUCUCAAAACUCUAGUCCCAGCUAGGAUCAUACUCAAUGCUAUACCAUUAUCGGACGAACAGACCGCUCGUAGGAUUAUCUACGAUAUAUCUCAAGAUCGAUCAUGUGAUAUCGGGGGGUUUAGGCUGCUGGAGCUACCUGAAGAAGUGAUACAUCUCAUUGUGAGACAUACGUCCGACGAUCCGUGGGCGUUCUCUGAAUCUCAAUGGACAAGGUUACGGAAAGAAGUCAGUAGUAGAGAUAAUCUGAGGAAAGCUUCCGAGCUGGCUAACAGUAGGUUAAGAGGAAAAUUACCGGAUGAGAGGAGGGAGACAAUGAGGGAGUUGAAGAAUGAUUGGUUGAGGAAGGGAAGAUGGGAUAAAUGGGAGAGAUGA
This is a messenger RNA of Kwoniella mangroviensis CBS 8507, 1290 nucleotides long. RefSeq lists its product as uncharacterized. The transcript has 2 exons. The record is from RefSeq and is a predicted model, not a curated record. Bases 1 to 1290 code for a protein of 429 amino acids. Gene Ontology annotation, molecular function: protein binding. NCBI's taxonomy places the organism in Eukaryota, Fungi, Basidiomycota, Tremellomycetes, Tremellales, Cryptococcaceae.